AGAGGGCGUGUGACAGGAAGUGAUAGCAGUGUCUGUAGAUGUGUUGUAUGGUGACAUGUGAGCGGCGGACGGAGGAAGGAUCGCUCUGAGGACAGACAUGAGUGAGAGCUGCUGAUCGCCUAGGGAGAAGACGGCAGAAUCAGUCGGGUGGCCAAGAAUAUGGCUAAGGAGAUACGAGGACAGUAUGAACCUGUAGCUGAAAUUGGUGUUGGCGCUUACGGCACGGUGUACAAGGCAAGAGACCUGCGAAGUGGAAAAUUUGUGGCCCUCAAAAAUGUGCGCGUGCAGACAAACGAGAAUGGACUUCCCCUUUCUACUGUCAGAGAGGUAGCGCUGCUGAAACGCCUUGAGCACUUUGACCAUCCAAACAUUGUAAAGCUUAUGGAUGUUUGUGCCUCCGCCCGGACAGACCGUGAGACUAAGGUGACCCUAGUGUUUGAGCAUGUUGAUCAGGACCUGAAAACCUACUUGAAUAAGGUCCCUCCACCUGGUUUACCUUUGGAGACUGUUAAGGAUUUAAUGAGACAGUUCCUCUCCGGCCUUGAAUUCCUUCAUUUGAACUGUAUUGUGCAUCGUGAUCUUAAACCAGAAAACAUUCUAGUGACCAGCUGUGGACAAGUCAAACUAGCAGAUUUUGGCCUUGCACGAAUCUACAGCUGUCAGAUGGCCCUCACCCCUGUGGUGGUGACCUUAUGGUAUCGUGCCCCAGAAGUAUUACUUCAGUCUACAUAUGCCACACCGGUAGACAUUUGGAGUGUAGGAUGUAUAUUUGCAGAGAUGUUCAGGAGGAAACCUCUGUUUUGUGGAAAUUCAGAAGCUGACCAGCUUUGCAAGAUUUUUGAUAUGAUCGGUCUACCUUCAGAGGAGGAGUGGCCAGAGGAUGUUACAUUACCACGUUCUGCUUUUUCACCCCGGAGUCAGCAACCAGUAGAGAAGUUUAUCCCUGAAAUUGAUGAAGCUGGAGCUCAGCUUCUGCUGGAAAUGCUGACAUUUAACACUCAGAGGCGCAUCUCUGCAUCACAAGCUCUGCUUCACCCCUUCUUCUCUGACAGUGAAGCCAGCCCCAAACCAGAUGCCUUCCCACGUGUACAUUCCACAGAUGAAUGAAAACCAACAUUCCUCCCGUGAAUAAUGGAUUGCAUCCGUGGUUUUUUUUUUUUUUUUCUCAACCUGGAAUUCUUACAAAAUUCUUACAAAAGAAUCAGAAUUUGUGGAUACUGCCUUCUGUUUUUAUUUUGUUGGAAUGCAGCAAUCUCAGAUUUUGAAAAAUCUUCUGACUUUGACACAUGAAAGCAUCCUGCCAUUUACUUCUACCACUGCCAAAACUGACGGGAAACAUUUCAGCUGUUGUCACAAAUAUACUUGUCCUGACACUACACAACUUAAUGCGGAGUACAUUGUCUUUGGACAUAAGCUAAAGUCUUUUUCUUUUUCCAAAAAACUUUAAGGAUUCUAUUGUCCAAAUACAACUGUCUAUGAAAUAUUUUGGCACAGAUUGAGCAGAUAUGAUCCUGAUAAUUGGAUUUGUAAUCACUGUUUUUUGACAAAAGCACAUUUUGUUGGAUCUCAAGUUUAUGGAGUUUUGAAGCCUUGGGUUUCUAGAUGCUGGACUGGAAGGAGAUGAAUUACUUGGUUUGAUAUGAACUAUUUUGCCAUAUGCCUUAUACCUGACAUGGAGUUUUAUAAAAAUCCUGUCUUGUUCCAGGUCCUAAUUCUGUCUGGAAGCAAAACAUGUCAGCCCAGACUGCUAUGCUGUAGGCUUAAACUCUCCCUUGGAGAGUACAAAUCGUUUCUAGGAAGAUAGUCUUUUAACAUGGUCUGAGUUUUUCACAAGGCCUCUUCCUAAUAAUAUGGGCCUAGAGAACCUCCAAUGGGGAACCUAUUUAGGAUUCCAAACUGCCAGAACUGUUUUUAUUUUUACUUAUGUUUGUCUUCUACUAAUCAUAGAUUAUGACCAUUUGUCAAUUUUAUCUAUAUUUUUAAUGUACUGUUUUAUACUAUGUUGAAUCGGUCAUUGAAUUUGCCUUAUCACCAUAAUGAAUUUGUUAUAUCUACGUCAUCAUAUGGAGUUUGUAAAGAAUAGCAACUCUGUUGAAAAGAACGUUACUAUACCUACACACCCUCAUUUAGAAAUAUGUAUUAGUAUUUAUGAAAAUGAACUUUAAUGUUUUAUACAAAUAUCCAUUUAAGAAUGUGCCAAUACAUGACUUUUAUGGAUUUUGA
Messenger RNA from Rana temporaria (common frog), 2223 nucleotides. It is a transcript of the gene CDK4, whose product is annotated as cyclin dependent kinase 4. Gene Ontology annotation, cellular component: nucleus; cyclin-dependent protein kinase holoenzyme complex; cytoplasm. Gene Ontology annotation, biological process: G1/S transition of mitotic cell cycle; regulation of G2/M transition of mitotic cell cycle; protein phosphorylation. The transcript is spliced from 8 exons. The coding region runs from base 160 to 1107 and encodes 315 amino acids. Gene Ontology annotation, molecular function: cyclin-dependent protein serine/threonine kinase activity; ATP binding; cyclin binding. The record is from RefSeq and is a predicted model, not a curated record. NCBI's taxonomy places the organism in Eukaryota, Metazoa, Chordata, Amphibia, Anura, Ranidae.